GCAAAAACUUCAAACAAUUCUUUUUUAUUCUUAAUACUACAUAGUAGUAGGAAAGAACUUAUUAGACUAACAAAAAUUUCUUCCAAACUAAGAACUCGCAAUCUUGAAAAUCCGGCGCCGGCGUUACUUUCUCCGGCGAACUGGGGCCUUCCUUUCUCAUGGAAUCAACUCUCGUACAAACCCAACCACUUCAAUUCGUUCACUCAAUGACUUCAAAAUUCAUCCCCACAAUUCGAUUUACUGCUUCCUCCUCUGUAGCAUUCAAGAGGCUCUUCUCUGCUUCAGUUUCAUCUUCAGCAGCCAUUACCACAAACGCCCCUGUCAUAGAAGAGCAAAACCCAUCUCCUGAACCAACUAUUUCCAGUAGAAAUGGAGCUCCAAAAGUGGCCAGGGGUAGUAAGGGAAUUUUGGAAGCUCAGCUGAAAAUGGACUGGUUGGAGUCUCUGUCUUGCCCUUUUCAAUAUACUAAGGAUUUGAAUAAUGCAGGUUGGGUUAUUGGGGUUGACCCAGAUACUUCUGGUGCCUUGGCUCUCUUGAAACCAAAUCAACCUCCUCAAGUGUUUGAUUCUCCUCACUUGAAAGUACUAGUUGGCAAAGGGGUGCGGAAGCGGUUAGAUGCAAAAGCUAUUGUUCAGUUGCUUAAAAGUUUUGAAGCCCCUAUAGGAACAACUGUGUAUGUUGAACAAUCAACUCCGUAUCCACAAGAUGGUAAGCAGGGAUGGUGGAGUGGAGGAUUCGGCUAUGGCAUGUGGAUCGGGAUCUUAAUUGCUUCGGGAUUCUCCGUCAUUCCAGUGCCAUCAAGUGCAUGGAAGAGUGAGUUUCAACUUACAAAAGAACGCUCAAAGAAGGAUUACAGCAGGGAAGUUGCAUCUGAAUUGUUUCCCUCUUUGAGUUCUCUAUUGAAAAGGAAGAAAGAUCAUGGUCGAGCUGAGGCUCUUCUCAUUGCUGCUUAUGGCAAAGGCAUAAAGAUAAAUUCUGAUUCUUUUUCGGUGGUGGAAAAUUAGCAACGCUUUGUUGUUGCUGGAUAUCUGCCUUAGGUGUACAUAUUUCCCUUGGAAGAUUUAUGCAGUAAAAGAGAAACAAUUAAUCGAUGAGGCUUUUCAAUCACUCGAAUUUUUCUGACUGACUCCAUGAGAUCUCAAUGUAAGCAUUGAAUGGAGGAAUAUGGUCAGUAAAGAUUUAUGGCCGACUCCAAUUUAUUUGGGACGGAGGUAUAGUUGUUGUCGCGAAUGUUCGCGACAACUCAUCCUUUCUGUGUUAACUUAGUUGUCAGUUCUGUUGUAAUGUUGUAUCUUAAUUUAGAUUUGCAGGAUUAGUGUAGAUUCCUCAUUUUUUCACUUUCUGGGGAAGGAAAUUAGAAACCUUUAUUUCCUUGGUCUAUAUUUUUGUGUUGAAUGCACGUUUAGCAUGAAAUGUUGUCAUGCACUACUUAUUUUGGUUUCACCAUGA
Nicotiana attenuata is the source of this 1449-nucleotide messenger RNA. RefSeq lists its product as uncharacterized. The coding region runs from base 159 to 1004 and encodes 281 amino acids. NCBI's taxonomy places the organism in Eukaryota, Viridiplantae, Streptophyta, Magnoliopsida, Solanales, Solanaceae. The transcript is spliced from 6 exons. The record is from RefSeq and is a predicted model, not a curated record. Gene Ontology annotation, molecular function: crossover junction DNA endonuclease activity.